Messenger RNA from Penicillium longicatenatum, 405 nucleotides. RefSeq lists its product as uncharacterized. Gene Ontology annotation, molecular function: acyltransferase activity, transferring groups other than amino-acyl groups. Lineage: Eukaryota; Fungi; Ascomycota; Eurotiomycetes; Eurotiales; Aspergillaceae. The record is from RefSeq and is a predicted model, not a curated record. Bases 1 to 405 code for a protein of 134 amino acids. The transcript has 2 exons.
AUGCUUGGAGACCCCAAGAAUACCUACCUGCUGAUAACGGAGAAGGCCACCAACAAGGCCGUGGCAUUUGGGUGGUGGGCUCAUUCUAAAGGCCAGACAAAGGCCCAGUGGGCAGAAGGAUAUAAAAAUCGUUAUCACCCGCCGACUAUGAAUGGUGCUCUCAUGGAUGCUACAGGAGGAGCUCGUUAUUUAAAGCGAGCGGAGCUGCUUGGGGAGAAGGAGUUCUUCCAGCUGAAAGAACUAUAUGUUCGUCCGGAUUACCAGCGUCAGGGACUCGGAGGUCUACUAGUGGCAUUUGGUGUUCAUAAGGCAGACGAACUCGGCCUACCGGCUUAUACCGAGGCAACCCCUCAGAAGGGCUGGGAUUAUAUCUCAAGCAUGAAUUUCAGGAGGUUGAUCGGGUGA